Molecule: messenger RNA, 1833 nt
Organism: Knipowitschia caucasica
Lineage: Eukaryota; Metazoa; Chordata; Actinopteri; Gobiiformes; Gobiidae
Source: the annotation of a GenBank genome assembly
AUGUCCGAGUUUUUCAUCUCUUCGUCAGCCGCAGAAAUCUACGAGCAGGGACUGAAGGCUCUGGUCCCAGUCUACAAGCAGGGACUGAAGGCUCUGCUCCCAGUCUACAAGCAGGGACUGAAGGCUCUGCUCCCAGUCUACAAGCAGGGACUGAAGACUCUGCUCCCAGUCUACGAGCAGGGACUGAAGGCUCUGCUCCCAGUCUACGAGCAGGGACUGAAGGCUCUGGUCCCAGUCUACGAGCAGGGACUGAAGGCUCUGCUCCCAGUCUACGAGCAGGGACUGAAGGCUCUGGUCCCAGUCUACGAGCAGGGACUGAAGGCUCUGCUCCCAGUCUACGAGCAGGGACUGAAGGCUCUGGUCCCAGUCUACGAGCAGGGACUGAAGGCUCUGCUCCCAGUCUACAAGCAGGGACUGAAGGCUCUGCUCCCAGUCUACGAGCAGGGACUGAAGGCUCUGGUCCCAGUCUACGAGCAGGAACUGAAGGCUCUGGUCCCAGUCUACGAGCAGGGACUGAAGGCUCUGGUCCCAGUCUACAAGCAGGGACUGAAGGCUCUGCUCCCAGUCUACAAGCAGGGACUGAAGGCUCUGCUCCCAGUCUACAAGCAGGGACUGAAGACUCUGCUCCCAGUCUACGAGCAGGGACUGAAGGCUCUGGUCCCAGUCUACGAGCAGGGACUGAAGGCUCUGGUCCCAGUCUACGAGCAGGGACUGAAGGCUCUGGUCCCAGUCUACGAGCAGGGACUGAAGGCUCUGCUCCCAGUCUACGAGCAGGGACUGAAGGCUCUGGUCCCAUCUAGCGAGCAGGGACUGAAGGCUCUGCUCCCAGUCUACGAGCAGGGACUGAAGGCUCUGGUCCCAGUCUACGAGCAGGAACUGAAGGCUCUGGUCCCAGUCUACGAGCAGGGACUGAAGGCUCUGGUCCCAGUCUACAAGCAGGGACUGAAGGCUCUGCUCCCAGUCUACAAGCAGGGACUGAAGGCUCUGCUCCCAGUCUACAAGCAGGGACUGAAGACUCUGCUCCCAGUCUACGAGCAGGGACUGAAGGCUCUGCUCCCAGUCUACAAGCAGGGACUGAAGGCUCUGGUCCCAGUCUACGAGCAGGGACUGAAGGCUCUGGUCCCAGUCUACGAGCAGGGACUGAAGGCUCUGGUCCCAGUCUACGAGCAGGGACUGAAGGCUCUGGUCCCAGUCUACGAGCAGGGACUGAAGGCUCUGGUCCCAGUCUACGAGCAGGGACUGAAGGCUCUGCUCCCAGUCUACGAGCAGGGACUGAAGGCUCUGGUCCCAGUCUACGAGCAGGGACUGAAGGCUCUGGUCCCAGUCUACGAGCAGGGACUGAAGGCUCUGCUCCCAGUCUACAAGCAGGGACUGAAGGCUCUGCUCCCAGUCUACGAGCAGGGACUGAAGGCUCUGGUCCCAGUCUACGAGCAGGAACUGAAGGCUCUGGUCCCAGUCUACGAGCAGGGACUGAAGGCUCUGCUCCCAGUCUACGAGCAGGGACUGAAGGCUCUGGUCCCAGUCUACGAGCAGGGACUGAAGGCUCUGCUCCCAGUCUACGAGCAGGGACUGAAGGCUCUGCUCCCAGUCUACGAGCAGGGACUGAAGGCUCUGGUCCCAGUCUACGAGCAGGGACUGAAGGCUCUGCUCCCAGUCUACGAGCAGGGACUGAAGGCUCUGCUCCCAGUCUACGAGCAGGGACUGAAGGCUCUGGUCCCAGUCUACGAGCAGGGACUGAAGGCUCUGGUCCCAGUCUACGAGCAGGGACUGAAGGCUCUGCUCCCAGUCUACGAGCAGGGACUUUAUCUAAGGAUUGUAAAGAGUUUUUUUUAG